Molecule: messenger RNA, 522 nt
Organism: Nematolebias whitei (Rio pearlfish)
Lineage: Eukaryota; Metazoa; Chordata; Actinopteri; Cyprinodontiformes; Rivulidae
Product: actin-binding Rho-activating protein-like
Exons: 1
Coding region: 1-522 (173 amino acids)
Biological process (GO): positive regulation of Rho protein signal transduction
Molecular function (GO): actin binding
Source: RefSeq, a predicted model, not a curated record
AUGACCAGCAGGGAGAGCACCGUCGCCAUGGAAACAGAGAAAGAAGUCAACUCUCCUGCUCAGUGUGAGGGCCACACAGUUUCUGUGAAGGGGCUGAAAGAGAACUGGCAGAAGUGGUGCAGUGAGCACCAGCGGAACCAGAAGCACAACCCGUUCAGCCAUGACAGCAGACACAGCGUGGGGGUGUACCAGGCGAAACUUGACUAUGGAAGACCCCUGCAGGGGUCUCUGACAGAGCAGCGUGGGCAGGAGGCUCACACACACAUCAGCAAAGAGAUUAAGAAGCUAUGCGAGGCAAUAAAGACCAUCGGAGAGCUGAAAGAGAAAGAUGGGGGUGAUGGUGGCAGCAACAGGAAAGUGAUCGCUGUGGAGUUUGGGAAACUGUUCCAGCAUUAUGUGGCCAUCUCUAACAAACUGGUGGGAAUUCUUUUACGGGCCAGAAAACAGAGACUGGUUGAGUUUGAAGGGGAGAUGCUGUGGCAAGGGAAGGAUGAUCAUGUAGUUAUUUUUCUGGUGGAGUGA